GUGUGUAAUAUUCCUCACAAACCAUACCGAGUUUUCGGAACAUAAUGACGACAUAACGUAGACAAAUUGUAAGUGGUCGCCAGUACAGUGUUAGAUAUUUUUAAUUCGCUUCUACACGUAUUUAAACGACACAAAUUCGUCCAAGACAUCGUCCAACGUUCUUUAUUAUACAAUGUUUAACAUUGUUUCGUUAGGAGCGUUGCUCUUUUUUGGUACUUGUUUAGCAAACGCACAGAAUCCUAGUAUUUUAGUGCAACCUGGAGGUUAUUCGUCCAACAUUUUAUCUAUAAAUAUCAAUACCAAAAAAUGUAUGCAUACCGUCAGCGAUCAUUUCUUAAGUAUUACACUCGAACCAUCAACUAUAUUUUCGGCAUUGCAAAAAAACCUUGGACCAGCCUCCAUUAAUAUGGCUAAAGGCUUAAGUCCAGCGUAUAUAAGGAUAUCUGGUCCGGAAUGCAAUAACUUCAAGUUUCAAGGAAGUGAAGACAUUUCGAAAUUGUCACCAACCCAUCCCGUAAGACAAGGGAGAAACAACAUAACGAUUACUGGCUGGCACUGGUCACAGUUAAAUGAAUUUAUAGCCAAAACUGGAUUAGAUUUAAUUGUUGGCUUAAAUGUUAUGAACAGAAAACACGGGUCGUGGGAUCUUAGUAACACCUUGGAUCUUAUAUCAUAUUCGGACAAACAUGGUUACGAUAUGGCGUUCCAAAUUGGCAACGAUAUACAAGCGAUUGGAUCGCGUAUUGAUGGUGCAUCACUUGGUAGGGAUGCAAACAGAUUACGUAAAGUACUUGAAGCGUUCCCUAGGUACUUGAAUUCGCCAAUUCUGGGCCCUGACGUUAGAUCGUGUGAAACUCCAGAAGAAACUAGGUAUUUGAAGAGUUUUAUCAUAGAAUCUGGUCCUUCGCUUUCUGCAUUAUCAUACCAAGUACCCUUUUCAAGUGAGAAAAAUGUUGAGAAUCCAACUGAAAUAUUCAGUUACAUACAAAAUCAAAUGGAAGCUCGUGUGUGGCAAAAAGAUUUGACAAACAAAUAUCUAGGAAAAAUAGCCGCAAAGAAACCAUUGUGGAUUGUAGAAUCAGGAAAUAAAGAUAGAAGAGGGGAUUUCAUGGAUGGAUUAGUAUGGGCACAAAGACUAUGUGCAGGUGCUCGAGUUGGAAUAAAUACAAUUAUGAGAAAACCGUCGUUGUCAUCGCUAAGUGAACCAACUUCGGAUUAUUGGGUAUCAGUUCUUCACAAAGCUUUGGUUGGAUCAGAAGUUUUAGACAUUAAGAUUUUGUCUGGAAACAAAACGCGUUUAGAAACAGUUGCACAUUGUACAAAAAUGUCUCCAUACGAUCCCAACGAAGGAAUAUUAGCUCCUGAAUACCGAUAUAAUAGGGGUGCAGUUGUAGUUUUUGGUGUAAACAUGGGAUCAGAAGCUAUAAAAAUAUCAUUAAAAACAGGACAAAUGCAAAAUUUACCAUUACACCAAUAUUUAUUGACCGCCAACAAUAGACAAACCAAAAGAGCUUUGAAGUCUUCCUCUACUAUGCUCAAUGGACAAAAAUUGAUUUUAUCACCUGAUGGCGAUCUUCCAAUUAUAUCACCGAAAGUUCGAACAUCCAACCAAUUGAUUACUAUUCCCAGUCAAUGCGUAUUUUUCUUAGUAUUACCAAAUAGUAAAUCAAAGGCGUGUAUGGCGGUUCAGAUCGAAGAAUCUAAAGAGUCUUAUAAAAAUGGUGUCAGGAUUUUAGAUCAAGAGGAGUUUGACGAAACCGAUUACAAUACACCAAUAUUAGAUCAAGAAGACGAAUUGGUAUCAAAUGAAAAACAAACGUAUGUGGCAUUCCGACCUAAAUAUAUUAAAACCAAUGAUGAAUCUGUAGUGGAAAGAGAAGUUAAUAAUAUCCAAAUGUCUCAACCAAACAAUGACGGCUCACUUAAUAUUGAAAACUUGCAACAAUCUGAACCACUGGUAAAAUAUGUCACAUUUUCUAAUAAUAAUUGGCUUUCGAAAUUCCCAAAAACAUUAAAUAAUCGAGAAUAUUCCGACGAGCCUCCGACAUUUCCUUCAACUGAAACUGCCACAAUAGAAACACAAACAGAGUUAGCAAGUCUACCACCUCCUAAAAGCAGAAGAGAAAAAUAUCACAUUCUCGCCCAAGCAGUAGCUGGGAGAAGACAUACAGAGAAAAACAUUCGAUCAGAUUUAUACUCUAAUUUAGAUUCUGCUAUAUCAUCACUAAAAUCUGCCCAAAAGUUAAAAUUAAUAAAAAGAUCAAUAGAUGACACAGAUUAUAAUUCAAAAGAAUUAGAUGAAAUUAUUAAAGAAUUUACAAACAAAGAAAGACUGUCAUUGGAUCCAUUUUCUAAAACUGACCAAUUAUCUUCUGAAAUACCCUUUAAAUCAGAUGAAGAUCGUUUUAAAACGCAUGAUCGUAUUAAAAAAGAAUAUACAAAAAUUAACACAGAAAUUCCUGAAGUGCAACCAUCGGAACUUACUUUACAAACACUAGAAACAACUAUGAUCACCUCAACUCCUCCAAUGACAACUGCAGCAGUAGAUAAACAUCGUGCAAAACACGAAAGUCAUGUUCAAAAAAUUAAAACUAGGGCGGAACAAGCUUUAGCCAAAGCAAACGAGAAAACUUCUCAAAAAAUCAAAGGAAGAAGACAGCAAGAUAAAUUUAAAAAUGAAGUAAAAGAUCCUACUGUACAACACUCAAUAACUGAAAAGCCAAUUAUAACAAGCAUAAAAUCAAUUACUGAAAAUUCAAUGAUGGCAAGUCCAAAAUCAAUUACUAGAAAUGCAAUGGUGACCAGUACACAAUCAAUUACCACCAAUACAGAACUGCCGAGUAACGAAAACUUAACUAGCUUAGGCGAUAAUAUAAGAUAUAAUCGCCAAACAAAUAGUACAACUACAGAUGGCAUUAAAAUAGCAAGACCUCGAAUAAAUUUGAAAUCAAAAAAAUAUAUCAACCUUUUAGACGUGGAAAAUACCAAAACUACUCCAAUAAGCCAUCCUCCGAUAACAGAAAUAGCUAAUUUUGAACCUAGCAUUACAGAAAUGCCUACGAAAAAGACUACGAAGUUAAGGAGUUUUACAUAUAUACCAAAAACUUUGAAUUUAACCAAACCUAAAGUUAUUGAUGUAGUAGAAAUAAAAAGUGGCAAAACACUAGUAAGAGAGAAUCGUGAAACAACAAUACUACCAAUACCAAAAAUUAAAAUCAAACCAGUUCGUCAUCCUUUAGGAAGAGUAAGAACUCCAUCCAAUGUCGAUCUCGAUCAAAUUGUUACCAACGAAAAAAUCACUGAAAGAUUGGUUGAGAACCUAAGGGAUGGGAAAAAAACAUUACAGUCCGAACAAAUUGUCAGCCCAAUAGAUAAGAAUGAAGAAAGUAAACUUGAAAGCAAAACCGGUUUACCAGCAGCAAUUAAACUAAAAGCGUUAGAAGAAAAAUUAAAAAUUCGUAGAAUGGAAAUAGAGCAAAGACUUCAUCAAAAAAAUCACAAGAUCAAACGGUCCCUGAAAAACAGCAUAGUUGAAGAUGACAUAAUGGAUAUAAAUGACAUUUUGAAUUCCGACAGACCCAACGAGCUGGAUAUAAACGCCGAGCCAGUCUUGAAACGUGAGAUUAUUAGGUAUCCUCGAUCUGUGGCUGAUUUUACGGUUAAGCUAAACGAAGUGAAUACAUACGUAGACAAAAUCAAUCAUGAAGUAGAUCCAAAAAACAACGAAGUCACAGAACACAGCAACAACUUGAUGGACCGGAAAAAUAAAAACGAGAUGAAUAUUUUAUCAGAAGACAGUGGGUUUGACAAUUUAAACAUUAAAUUAAAACGCAAAUCUGUUUUUGAGGAUAUAGACGAAGACGAUUAUAGUAAAACGACUAUUAAUAUGGUCAAUAAACUGUUUAGCCAUAUGCAGAUAUUUUGGAAAUAUUUAAAGAAAACAUUCCAAUUUUAAACACACAGCUUAACAGAAAUAUAAUUUAAGCAUACCUAAUGUUAGGAACUUUAAAUGUACCUGGUACUUAACAUACACAUUUAAUUUAAUUUAACUUUAUAAUUUGUAAAAAUAUGUACUAUUAAUUAAUAAUUAUUUUUAUACUUUUUAAUUAUUUUAUUCAACUAAUGAGUUGGACGUAUACAUAAGACGACGAUGUUGUCGUAUUUAUUUUUUUGUUAUCGUAAUAACUCUAUUUAUAUAAUAAAAAAUUGUAAAUUAUUUA
Acyrthosiphon pisum (pea aphid) is the source of this 4220-nucleotide messenger RNA. RefSeq lists its product as uncharacterized. Gene Ontology annotation, cellular component: extracellular matrix; membrane. Gene Ontology annotation, molecular function: hydrolase activity, acting on glycosyl bonds. The transcript has 7 exons. The coding region runs from base 173 to 3955 and encodes 1260 amino acids. The record is from RefSeq and is a predicted model, not a curated record. Lineage: Eukaryota; Metazoa; Arthropoda; Insecta; Hemiptera; Aphididae.